GAGCUGCAGCGGAGAAGUUGCGCCGGAGCCGCCGCCGAGCGCCCGUCCCGGCCAGUCCCGGCCGCCGCAGCCUCCGCGCCCUCCGCCGCCCCGGCCCGAGCGGGACAUGGCUGAGCGCAGCCUCCCGCCGGGAUGGAGGUAGCCGGGCCCUCGGGGAGGGCUCCCGCCCGCUGCGCUGCCAAUCCUCCCGCGCCGCUCGGGGCUCGCUAGGGAUCUGCCUCUGCCUCACCUUUCGCGCUUGCCGUGCCGCUUGGCUUAACCCGUCUUUCCUAUGGCUGGGAUAUACAGCUCGACUCUGAAGACCCUGGAGGAUUUAACUUUGGACUCUGGUUAUGGGGCAGGGGAUUCCUGCAGGUCCCUUAGUCUCUCUUCUUCCAAGUCCAACUCGCAAGCCUUCACCUCUUCUCAGCACAGAGGCAACUGGUGGUACUACUCGGGCUCCAUGAACAGUAGGAAUAACAGCUGGGACACCGUGAACACCGUGCUGCCGGAAGACCCCGAGGUCGCAGAUAUCUUCUCCAAGUGCCCUAAGCUGCCGGAUCUGGAGGAGUACCCUUGGACCGAUGAAGACAUCGGCAGGAUCCUGCGCAAAGGGAAGGGAGAGGGCCCGGGCAGGAGCUUUUCGCAGGAGGCUGUCAGGCGGCUCUCGCAGCUGCUGCGGCGCGCCCUGAUCCGGGUGUCGCGGGAGGCUCAGCGGCUCAGCGUGAUGCACUCCAAGUGCACCCGCUUCGAGGUGCAGAGCGCCAUCAAACUCAUCCAGAGCUGGGCCCUGGCCGAGAGCUGCGUGCUGGCCACCGUCAAGGCGCUCUCCCUGUACAGCAUGAGCGCCGGCGAUGGGCUCCGGAAAGGCAAAUCCGCCCGCUGCGGCCUCACCUUCUCGGUGGGCAGGUUUUUCAGGUGGAUGGUGGACACGAGGAUCUCGGUGAGGAUCCACGAGUACGCGGCCAUCUCCCUAACCGCUUGCAUGGAGAACCUGGUGGAAGAGAUUAAGGCUAGGGUUUUGGCGAGUCAGAGCCCCGAUGGUGGAGGGGAGAUCUCGGCUGAAAUCCUGGAGAUGGUUAUCAACAACGAUGCGGAACUUUGGGGAGUGUUGCAACCUUACGAACACCUCAUCUGUGGGAAAAACGCUAAUGGUGUGCUGUCCCUCCCUGCCUACUUCAGCCCCUACCACGACGGCUCGGUGUGCAGCGAUGGCCGGGCCGACGCCUACGCGCAGCUGGAGCUGCGGACCCUGGAGCAGUCCCUGCUGGCCACCUGCGUCGGGAGCAUCUCGGAACUGAGCGAUUUGGUCUCGCGAGCCAUGCACCACAUGCAGUGCCUGAACACCAUCCGGCCUGGCAUGAGCCCUGUGAGGCAAACCCGGCAGCAGCAGCCCAUCUCCUGGUCCCCUGAUGCCCUCCACACCCUCUACUACUUCCUACGCUGUCCCCAGAUGGAGUCCAUGGAGAAUCCCAACCUGGACCCUCCGAGGAUGACGCUGAGCAAUGAGCGCCCCUUCAUGCUGCUGCCGCCGCUGAUGGAGUGGAUGCGCGUGGCCAUCACCUACGCCGAGCACCGCCGCAGCCUGACCGUGGACAGCGACGACAUCAGGCAGACGGCCAGGCUGCUCCUGCCGGGGCUGGACUGCGAGCCACGCCAGCUCAAACCUGAAUGCUGCUUCAGCUCCUUCAGGAGACUGGAUGCUAAAGCUGCUACUGAGAAAUUCCAGCAGGACCUGGGCUUCCGCAUGCUGAACUGCGGGAGGACGGAUCUGAUCAACCAGGCCAUCGAUGCGCUGGGCCCCGACGGGGUGAACACCAUGGAUGAUCAGGGUAUGACCCCCCUCAUGUAUGCCUGUGCUGCUGGAGAUGAAGCCAUGGUCCAAAUGCUUAUAGAUGCUGGAGCAAAUUUAGAUAUACCAGUGCCCAGUGGCUCUCCACGAUACCCCUCGGUGCAUCCCGACAGCCGGCACUGGACUGCGCUCACCUUCGCCGUGCUGCACGGCCACAUCUCCGUGGUACAGCUGCUCCUGGAUGCUGGUGCCCACGUGGAAGGCUCUGCCGUGAACACUGGGGAGGACAACUAUGCUGAGACCCCCCUCCAGCUGGCCUCAGCUGCAGGGAAUUAUGAGCUGGUCAGCCUGCUGCUCAGCAGGGGCGCUGAUCCACUGCUGAGCAUGCUGGAAGUCAACGGGAUGUCAUCGUCACUCCACGAGGACAUGAACUGCUUCAGCCACUCAGCAGCACAUGGCCACAGGAACGUCCUGCGCAAGCUCCUGAGCCAGCCGCAGCAGGCCAAGGGGGACGUGCUGUCCCUGGAGGAGAUCCUGGCCGAGGGCGUGGAGAGCGACACCUCCAGCCAGGGCAGCUCCAGCGAGGGGCAGGUGCGGCUGUGCAAGACGCGCAUGAAGGCCCUGCAGGAGGCCAUGUACUACAGCGCCGAGCACGGCUACGUGGACAUCACCAUGGAGCUCAGGGCCCUGGGAGUGCCGUGGAAGCUCCAUGUGUGGAUCGAGUCCCUGCGGACAACCUUCUCCCAGUCCCGCUACUCUGUGGUGCAGACCCUGCUGAGGGAGUUUGUCACCAUCAAGGAGGAGGACUACAACGAGGAGCUGGUCACUGAGGGGCUGCAGCUCAUGUUUGACAUCCUCAAAACCAGCAAGAAUGAUUCCAUCAACCAGCAGCUGGCAUCCAUCUUCACCCACUGCUAUGGCAGCAGCCCCAUUCCCAGCAUUCCCGAGAUCCGGAAGACUCUGCCAGCUCGGCUGGAUCCUCACUUUCUGAACAAUAAAGAAAUGUCUGAUGUAACUUUCUUAGUGGAAGGAAAGCUCUUUUAUGCACACAAAGUCCUGCUGGUUACUGCAUCUAACAGGUUCAAGACACUAAUGACCAAUAAAACAGAGCACGAUGGCCACGGCAGCAAGACUGUAGAAAUCAGUGAUAUGAAAUACAACAUUUUUAAGAUGCUGAUGCAGUAUUUAUACUAUGGAGGGACAGAAUCCAUGGAAAUUCCCACCACUGAUAUCUUAGAGCUGCUGUCGGCUGCCAGCCUGUUCCAGCUGGACGGCCUCCAGAGACACUGUGAAAUCCUCUGUGCCCAGACCAUCAGCAUGGACAACUCUGUCAACAUCUAUAAAUAUGCAAAGAUUCACAAUGCACCAGAACUGGCCUCUUUCUGCGAGGGCUUCUUCCUCAAGCACAUGAGCUCCCUGCUGGAGCAGGACUCGUUCAAGCAGCUCAUCUACAGCAGGAACAGCAAAGUGCAGGGCCUGGACCCUCUGAGGGACCUGCAGGCAGCCCUGGCCGGGCGCCUGCACUCGGUGUACGUCACCUCCAGGGUGUGAGGCAGCCCCGGUCCCGCUGGCAAACCGCGCUGCUCUGGGGCUGGCUGCCCCCUGCACCUUCCUGAGAGUGCCCUGGAGCCUGAACGGGCACCCCCCGGGCACAGGGAGGGGAGCUGCCUUUCUGUGCUGCUGCUGCUGCCACAGGAACAACACUGUCACACAACCACACUGCCACGGCCCAGACACCAGCUGGGCUGCAGGGGAGAGCCCCAACCACGGCCAGGGGCGCUGCCCUUUCCACGAGCACGGCGCCGGCCCGUGGAGAAAGAGGCAAUUGAGCUAAGCCCAGCACUAAUACAUGGGCUUAGGUUCAUCCACACAGAUGUUUUCCCUGUAAAAAGGCUGCCUAGAAGGAGUUUCCUGAUCCUAAAGCCCAUCCCACGAGCCAUCUGUCUGCACACAAAUACUUCCCCUCAGUAGUACCAGCGUCUGUGCAUCGCUACAGACCGACAGAAACUUCCCCCAAAACUGUUUGCACCUUGAGAGACAGGUUUUGUAUGCUCAAAGCUGAGUAGAAACUAAUACUAACACUGAAAUUACUCACUCUUUAAGCCUAAUAUGAGGAGCUGAGCUGGGGCAGGGAGGGGAGGGGAAAGUUGGGGAUUUGAGUGUUUUGAAAUACAGUUUCACUGUGCCAGUUGUUAAUCUGGAUCUGUUUUGAGGAGAAAGAAAAAGACUGUCUACCCUUUUGCUGUCAAGGUCUGAUAGUGUCAGUCAGUCACUUUCUUCAUCUUAAAAGCCUGUUUCUGGACAUUACCUGUGAGACCUGACCUCACAAAAGACACUUUGUAGAAGGCUCAGGUGUAGCAGGAGCUGGCAAUAGGCUGAAACACUGCCCAGUUGCAAUAAAAGCAAUAAAAUCCUCCCCUGGCCUCCAAAGAACAUCCAGCUCAGUGGCUUGCUCUCUCUCUGGUUGGGAUUAAGGAAAGACCUCUAGCUAUUCCCACUGACCUGGGCUAAGCACCCUCCAAAAAUCAUUUGCCAGGACACUUCCGUUUGUUGUAGAUGGGUGAAUAAGAGGAAACCAAAUUUUAAGUGGAGACCUAUUUAUUCCUUAUUAGAAAUUCAACAAUUUAUUCCCAUUGUAUCUAAACACAGUGGAAGAAGGAGGCUCAGCUGGGCCCAGGCUCCAAAGCCCAGUACAGACACAGUUUAGAUAAAGGGAAGGAGAAGGAGCCACCAGCAUCUCCCAGCAAAUCCAUCAAAAUCUGACAUGGCCUUGUUCCUAAAGGAUUUACACAGAGGCAAAUUGCAUGCAUGGAUAAGGAUUUUUAGUCAGCUGACAGGUUGGUCAGGGCACACUCCCUUUGUGCUUUAGGUACACAUCUGCUGAACAUCACCAGCUCCAAUAACCCUAUUUAUUACAGAAAGCCAUACAGGGGGGUCAAAAUUAUCACUGAGAAAUGCCACAGAAGGCUUUAUUUUGGAAAGUAUUUUCAAGUAGCUGCUCCAGCUAUCUGUACAAAUAUGUAGGUCCUCUUUUGUUGCUGUAAUAUUACAAUGCUUUGUUUAAUUGUACAUUAAUGUUGUCAUUUAUGUAAAUGUACCGGGAUUUUAUUAACAACAUAAUUUUAAAAUACA
Zonotrichia leucophrys gambelii is the source of this 4903-nucleotide messenger RNA. RefSeq names its product ankyrin repeat and BTB domain containing 2 (gene ABTB2). Bases 272 to 3322 code for a protein of 1016 amino acids. Gene Ontology annotation, molecular function: protein heterodimerization activity. The record is from RefSeq and is a predicted model, not a curated record. The transcript is spliced from 17 exons. NCBI's taxonomy places the organism in Eukaryota, Metazoa, Chordata, Aves, Passeriformes, Passerellidae.